Messenger RNA from Dicentrarchus labrax (European seabass), 1373 nucleotides. It is a transcript of the gene cd28, whose product is annotated as CD28 molecule. Gene Ontology annotation, cellular component: external side of plasma membrane. The record is from RefSeq and is a predicted model, not a curated record. Gene Ontology annotation, biological process: T cell receptor signaling pathway; regulation of T cell proliferation. The transcript is spliced from 6 exons. The coding region runs from base 132 to 884 and encodes 250 amino acids. NCBI's taxonomy places the organism in Eukaryota, Metazoa, Chordata, Actinopteri, Moronidae.
CCUGCAGAACCGCAGCAGGGUUAGAGCCUUGCUGUCUCUCUUUACUGGCAAUCAUCAUCAUUUCCUGUGGCACACAGUUUCCAUGACAGUUGAGGGAAACACCAAUAUAAAGCUGUGAGAGACACUGUAGGAUGCUCCUGACUCACUGUAUGAUGGAAUGGAUUGUGCUGGCAGUCCUCAGCCUCUGCCUGCCUGUGUGGAGUGCUGUGAAGGUGAUCCAGCCCUAUAGAGUGGUGACCACCAAUGGUACAGCACAAGUCAAAUGCUUCAUCAAACCCCAACCCUCGAACCACCAGAACCAGCUCUCUGAAGAAGAUAGCAUGCCAUACCCCUACCCUGGCCCUGAGGAGCUCCGUGUGACUCUGCUGAAAGGCCUCCAUGGCACCCAGAAAGUCUGCUCAUCUGUCCUCAUCCUCAAAGAGCAGAGGGAGAUAAAAGAGGAGAUAGAAGGAGAGUUUCAGUGCUCUGCUCAGGAGAGCGAGGACGCUGUGGAGGUGACAGUGUCCGGACUGAAAGCCACAGACACAGAUAUGUACCGCUGCGAGAUAGAGGUCUUCUACCCACCGCCCUACCUGCGGCUCACAGGCAAUGGCACACUUAUUCAUGUCAUAGACCGCGGAAACGCUUCCUGUCCUGUGCAGGAGGCUCACAGGCAGAUUGCACAGCUGGGUGGUGAAGAAGAGGAUGACGAGGGUGAUGAGAAUAUGGCACCAGUCAGUGUUCCAGUGGUUAUACUGGUGAUACUAGUCAUAUUUGUUCUCAUCAUCAUUAUCUACCUCCAGACUUUCCAGUGUGAGCGAGUGAAGAGGGAGAUUGUCAGAACCAUGCCUGGUGUGAUCCACAAGGUGGAUGCUGCUGCAUAUUCAUGUGAAAACAUUCCAUGAAAAACACACCAAUGUGUCUCCCCCAACUCCAAAUAGUCACCUUGGGGUCAUCAAAGCACCCUUGUAUCAGUGUUAGACUACCAUUUAGAGGGUUAGAGGAAUAUAGGUCAGUACUGGCCUAUAGACAAACACCAAAAUGACAUUUGAGUGUGUGCAUAUUUUACUUUGUAAGUAUUAAAUAAUGUUUACAUUUUAGUAAACACAAUUAUAUAAAAAAGCUGAAGCUUUUGAGUUGACUUAAUGAGCUCUCAACCAUACUGCAGCUAGAAAGCUUGUGGCCUAUGGCUAAUACUGUGUACAAACUACUAGUUUUAUUAAAAACUGAAUCAUGUUACACGCUACAGCUAAAAAAUGCAAUGCUUUGUAUCUUUAGGCUACCGCGGCAGUGUAUUCAUAGCUACCUUAUGUUUGAAUAUUUUGUUGCCAUCGCAAUGUUAAACAAAUAUUCAUGUUGGAUAUUUCAUUAAAAUAAAGUUUCUUCUCUUUAAA